Miscanthus lutarioriparius is the source of this 1626-nucleotide messenger RNA. The record is from the annotation of a GenBank genome assembly. NCBI's taxonomy places the organism in Eukaryota, Viridiplantae, Streptophyta, Magnoliopsida, Poales, Poaceae.
AUGUCUCCAAUUUUUUCGCGACUUUUCUUCCGAUCAUUUGAUUUGGUGUGGUCUGGUCUGGUCGGACCGCGCAGGGGUCUGGGCAGCGAGGCGUCGCUGCGCCGGCGGCGCGGGCCGGCGCGGCUCUGGGUGGCCGUGGCGGCGCUGGUGGUCGGUACCAUGUGCCUCCUCUCCUCCUCCUCCGUCGGCCUGUUCGGCGCUUCUUACAGGGUCCAGGAUGUUGAUGUAAAUAAGUUAUGGAGAACUGCAGAUUCAAAUGGUUGGAGAGCAACUUCUGCACCACGCACCUACUGGCCUCCCCCACCAACUGAAUCUGAGAGCAAUGGCUACUUGCGCGUCCGGUGCAAUGGUGGCUUGAACCAACAACGUAGUGCAAUAUGUAAUGCUGUUGUUGCUGCACGGAUCAUGAACGCUACACUGGUGCUGCCAGAAUUAGACACAAAUUCAUUCUGGCAUGAUGAAAGUGGCUUUGUAGGUAUUUAUGAUGUUCCCCACUUCAUCAAGACACUGAAAUAUGAUGUUCGAAUUGUUAUGAGCAUUCCUGAAAUCACUACAAAUGGAAAGACCAAGAAGCUCAAAGGCCAUCAGAUUCGACCACCUAGAGAUGCACCAGUAUCUUGGUAUGCAACCGUUGCUUUGGAGACAAUGAAGAAGUAUGGAGCUAUAUAUUUAACUCCAUUUUCACACCGUUUGGCAGAAGAUAUUGAUGAUCCAGAGCUCCAGAGAUUGAGAUGCAGGGUGAAUUACCAUGCACUACGAUUCAAGCCACAUAUCAUGAAAACAAGCAGUGAGAUAGUGAACAAGCUCCGCUCAGAAGGCCAUUUCAUGUCAAUUCAUCUUCGGUUUGAGUUGGAUAUGCUUGCAUUUGCAGGGUGCAUUGACAUAUUCAAACCUCAAGAGCAAAAAAUUCUGUUGAAGUACAGGAAAGAACAUUUUGCAGAAAAGGAACUUAUCCCCAUGGAAAGAAGGCGCAUGGGAAAGUGCCCUUUAACUCCAGAAGAGGUAGGUCUUAUUCUACGUGCUAUGGGAUUUGACAAUAGAACACGCAUUUACCUUGCUUCUGGUGAGCUCUUUGGUGGGAAACGUUUCAUGAAGCCAUUCAAGGCUAUGUUUCCACGCUUAGAGAACCACAGCACAGUUGGACCUGGAAAGCUGGAAGAGAAUACCCAAGGGCUAGCAGGAUCAGCAGUUGAUUACAUGGUUUGUCUCCUGUCUGACAUUUUCAUACCCACAUAUGGUGGCCCAAGCAACUUUGCAAACAACCUCAUGGGCCAUCGUAUGUACUAUGGUUUCCGGACAACAAUCACACCAAACAGAAAGGCCCUUGCCCCAAUAUUCAUUGACAGGAUGGAAGGCCGUGGCAUUAGCUUUGAGAGAAUCAGGAGGGUAAUGUUCGACACUCAUUUUGGUGGCCCCCACAAGCGCAUCCAUCCAGAGUCUUUCUACAUGAACUCGUGGCCAGAGUGUUUCUGCCAGACGGAUGCCAGGAACCAAGCAGACCGGUGCCCCCCUGAUAACAUAAAUCAUGUUCUCGAAAGUCAGUUCCAGAGCGAAGAAGAAAUGGAAGAAGCAAGAGCCAGUAAUCAGACUGAAUCAUCCAGCCAAAUAGAAGAGCCUACGAUUUAA